AUGCCAACUGAUGAAGGUCACUGGAAUACAUUCAAUAUUCGCGCUCUACGGAAGACUCUGCAGAGCCACCUCUCACUUUCCGACCUUCGACCGGCCAAUGUUGUACCCCCCGGUUACCACCAAGUGUCGUUCAACAGCCUGCCCUACGAACAAGAGCUAGGCCAUGACGGUGCUGAGAAGCGCCAUGCUCCCAGCGACGAAUGGAAGUAUCGAGUCUGGGCUGGAGGCUAUAUGGAGUUUCAGAUUCCCAGCAUAUGGACCGCCAGGCCGAACCUGGUCGCUGUCAAGGAAAGGAUUACAGACACGCGGCUAGUUGGCGACUUUGCUAGCGAAAACGCGAAAGUCUUUGUCACGUUAACAAGGACCCUUUUCCCCGCCAUGGUAGACUCCCAGGGGAAGCCCGUGCUUAGAAGGCUGGGAGGCCUCCGAGCCGCGAGCAGAAGAGACAACAUCGUGCUCAAAGAAGAAAAGUACCUUUGCUUUAUGCGAGAGAUCCCAGAGAGUCUGAAAUCGAAGGCUUCGGCGCGCAGACGACUGGCGCCUCCUUCUAACCCAGUAUACUCCCAAAACAUGACCCCUUCACCAACGCUGCUGUUCCGAUUCAGCGCACUGACAAGAAACGCUCAUGCCAUACAUCUCGACGCGGAAUAUACCCGGCAGGUAUACGGUCUCCCCAAACUCAUUGUACAUGGUCCACUCACCUCUGUCCUCAUGUUGGAUAUCCUUGGUGAAGCUCUCGCCCUCUACACCGUCGGAAAACCGUACGCCUUCGCUAUUCGGACAUUCCAGUACAAGAAUCUUCUGCCGCUUUUUGUGAACGAACAGAUCACGAUUGCCUGCAAGAAAUUGCACGAUGUUCAACCACAGGGGACGAAGUUUAGGACAGCAUUUGGAGGAGUGACAUGGGAAAAAUGGGAGGUUUGGAUUCAGAAAGGAGUGGGAGAAGAUGCGACCACGGCGGUUCGAGGGUCUGCCUGGGUUUCGCCGGUCGUGCAUCCCGGCUCCGAGGCGUCGGCGGAUGCUGCUGAUGAGGUAUCAGCUCCGUCGAGCGUGGACUCGCCAAAUCCAAACCUACAUGGAGAGGAGGAAGAGCAAGCUAUCCAUAAAGUUUCAGAAGAGAAGCUUCCUUGA
Fonsecaea multimorphosa CBS 102226 is the source of this 1131-nucleotide messenger RNA. RefSeq lists its product as uncharacterized. The record is from RefSeq and is a predicted model, not a curated record. Bases 1 to 1131 code for a protein of 376 amino acids. Lineage: Eukaryota; Fungi; Ascomycota; Eurotiomycetes; Chaetothyriales; Herpotrichiellaceae. Gene Ontology annotation, molecular function: (3R)-hydroxyacyl-[acyl-carrier-protein] dehydratase activity. The transcript has a single exon. Gene Ontology annotation, cellular component: mitochondrion.